This is a messenger RNA of Didymodactylos carnosus, 1692 nucleotides long. Lineage: Eukaryota; Metazoa; Rotifera; Eurotatoria; Philodinida; Philodinidae. The record is from the annotation of a GenBank genome assembly.
AUGGCAGAGAAGGAGGUCACAACCGGACUUAUCAAUCAACUCCUUCAAGGAUACAGCGAGUUUGGAUGGGAAGUGAGAUCUAUUUUGCGUGCUGCAUUUAAAAAGUUGGGUGAGCUUGAAACAAGAAACGACACUAUUGACAUAAUCAUGCAGGCCUUGAGCAAUCCAACAAAAACUAUGAAAGAGGCUGCUUGUGAAGCACUAGCUCAGAUGGGCCACAAUGCAGCAGCAAAGCAUGUGAUCGAUGCACUCGUUGCGACACUGCGGGAUCCCGAAGCGACUGUGAAGCGUGCUGCUUGGCAAGCACUAGCUAAAAUAGAAGAUUGGUCGGUACGAGACGAUGCUAUGGAAGUAGCUAUGCAAGCGAUGCGGGAUGAAGAUCAACACAUUAAAGAAGUCGCGUGCCAAAUACUAGCCCAAAUGGGAGCAAAAGCAGCGACUAAAGACACAAUGGAUGCUGUCAUGGAUCUUGCACGUGGGCAUUGCUAUUUCACUGAACGUAGUGCAUGUGACACAUUAUUAACGCUAUGGACAUAUAUGCCAAAGGAAGACACCCGCAAUGUACUCAUAAGCGUGUUGCAAGGUUCGCACAACGACAAGUUGAAAUGUGCCGCCUGCAAAGCACUAAAAGUGGUAGUUAAUGGCCCCAUGAGUGAAGAACUCGCCGAUUUAUUGAUCAAAUCGCUGUCCAGUAAGGAAGAUGAUGUGAAAAAAGCUGCUGUUGAGGUAUUUGCGAGUUUGGAUGAAACCUGUGCGACUGUGGACACCGUCAACGCACUCAUCGACGCUUUACAAGACUCUGGUGAGUGUCUCGAACGACCCAUUCGCGAUGCACUCAUAGGCAUCUACGAGAAAACAACGAGUCCGCAUAUCAUAAGUGCUAUUCUCCAGAGGCUACGAAGUUCUGAUAAGCAAGUCAGAGAUCUUGUCCGCAGAAUAUUUGCAUGGAGUGGUGUUAAAACAGCGUCGGACGGCGCCAUUGAUACGAUCGUCGAAAUAUACCGAGAUUCAGAUGAGAAUACCGGACGAAUGAUGCGUGAAGCAUUCUCACGCAUGAAAAUGCCCGCAACAACAAAAGAUUUCAUGAACUCAAUCAUAGAAGUAUUUCGAGAUCCUGAUGAGGACGUGAGACAACUCGGAUUUGAAAGGCUUUUAAAAAUGAACAAGGAAAUGGUGACCAAAGAUCUCGUCGAUAUGCUCAUCGAAACUAUGCAGCACGCUGACUGGCCAUUGAGAGAAGCUGUAGCUGAAAUUUUUGGUCGCUGGCAAUUUGUGAAGUUCGAUUCGAAUCAAAUAAACAACAUAUUUAACCCAACUGGACAGGUCAGUGAGGCCAGUUUGAGAGUGCUGCUAAUGUCCGAGAGUUCAUGGGGUGAUAUGAGCGAACAACAUAUCGUCCAGCUGAGAAAUGGUGUGCUCUCGAAACCUUUCUUUGCCUACGAACACAUUCCAGCCAAUAAAUUAAUGCAAAUUUGGUUGGCAGAUCCGCGUGGUGAAUGGAUUCCACUGUUGGUUCAUUCUGCUCUUGUGCAGAGUACAGCGAUUGUCCGAAUUGAAAAUGACGUGAUUCUCUACAACGUACGCAGCGGAGCGAUACGUCAGCCGGUGGAUGAACAGAAAUGGCCGUGUUUCUUGCAAUCUGUUCGUCAGUGCUUAACGGAAAUGGGUUUGUCCAUACCAAAUUCAAAUUAA